CCUCUCUCCUCUCUAAACUUCAACUCUUAUUAAAAUGAACAACAACAUCAUCGCCGACGAUUUUCCGGUGACAUUCGGCGACCAUCAAGUACAGUACAUGCAGUCUCGUGCCUUAGAUCCGUAUCAAACAGCAGCAAGCUUCAACAAACACCAUUUCAACCAAUCUCCAGCGGUUUUAAAACGGCAGAGAGAUUAUGCGUUUGACUCAGACGUUAUAAUGACACCUCAGAAACGCAGGUGCGACGCGUUUGCUCCGCAGGCGUCUCUAGUAACCGCACAACUCGUUUCUCAGAUCCAGCAGCAACAAGCGGAUAUCGAUCGCUUCGUCGCUCAAGAAACGCAAACGCUGAGACUGGAGUUAGAAGCGAGACAGAGAACGCAAACGUUGUCCUUAGCGUCAGCGUUUCAGUCCGCGAUCGUUAAAAAGCUUAGACAGAGAGACGACGAGAUUGUCCGAAUGGGGAAACUAAACUAUGUCUUGCAAGAACGUGUGAAGAGUCUCUACGUGGAGAAUCAGAUCUUGCGUGAUCUCGCUCAGACCAGUGAAGCUACAGCCAACACUCUCCGGUCGAAUCUUGAACAUGUUCUCGCUCAAGUCGACGAGUUACCGGCGACCGGCGGAGAUGUUUUUCAUCCCUCGGUGGAAGAGGAUGAUGCGGUAUCGAGCAGCGGGAGCUGCGACGGUGGUGAUGUAACGGCGGUGAUAGGAGGAUGUAAACGGUGCGGUGAAAGGACGGCGAGUGUGUUGGUGUUGCCUUGCCGUCAUUUGUGUUUGUGUACGGUUUGUGGAUCGGCGCUGUUACAGGCGUGCCCUGUGUGUGAUACCGUCAUGAAUGCUAGUGUCCAUGUUAACAUGUCAUGAGACUCAUGACCCAUAUUUUUAAUUUUUUUAUUUGUUUCCUUUUUUAGUGGAGGAUUUAAUAGCAAAGUAAAAGAAAUAUGACUCUUUUAUUAUAACCUUUUUUGGGGAUAUUUUAGUUAUGGAACUGAUUCAUUUGUUUAAAGCUUUGUACGAUUCUUGGUAAUUUCUUCAUUUGUACGGAAGUAUAUUACUCUCUUUUUUUAACACCACGG
Molecule: messenger RNA, 1074 nt
Organism: Eruca vesicaria subsp. sativa (arugula)
Lineage: Eukaryota; Viridiplantae; Streptophyta; Magnoliopsida; Brassicales; Brassicaceae
Source: the annotation of a GenBank genome assembly